AUGCUUCCGCCUGGGCGCAAUGGCACCGCGCAUCGGGCGCGAUUGGGGCUGCUGCGGCAGCUAGCGCAGGCGGGCGCCCCAGGGGACUCAGCGGCCCAGCUGGGACCCGCGCAGGUGGUUACCGCCGGCCUCCUGACUCUCCUCAUAGUCUGGACCUUGCUUGGCAAUGUGCUAGUGUGUGCAGCCAUCGUACGCAGCCGCCACCUGCGCGCCAAGAUGACCAACAUCUUCAUCGUAUCCUUAGCAGUCUCGGAUCUCUUCGUGGCAUUGCUGGUCAUGCCCUGGAAGGCCGUAGCUGAGGUGGCUGGGUACUGGCCCUUUGGGGCGUUCUGCGAUGUCUGGGUGGCCUUUGACAUCAUGUGUUCCACUGCCUCCAUCCUGAAUCUGUGUAUCAUCAGUGUAGACCGCUACUGGGCUAUCUCCAGGCCCUUUCGCUACGAGCGCAAGAUGACCCAGCGCGUAGCCCUGGUCAUGGUGGGCCUGGUUUGGGCCUUGUCCAUCCUCAUUUCCUUCAUUCCGGUUCAACUCAAUUGGCACAGAGACAAGGCAGGCUCCCAGAGCCGAGAGGACCUAUUGUCCAAUGGGACGCCCUGGGAGGAAGGCUGGGAGCGAGAAGGCAUGGCAGAGAACUGUGACUCCAGCCUGAACCGAACUUACGCCAUCUCCUCCUCGCUCAUCAGCUUCUACAUCCCGGUGGCCAUCAUGAUCGUGACCUACACUCGCAUCUACCGCAUUGCCCAGGUGCAGAUCCGCCGGAUCUCCUCCCUGGAGAGGGCAGCUGAGCAUGCUCAGAGCUGUCGGAGUCGCGGGGCCUGCGAACCUGACCCCAGCCUGCGAGCAUCCAUCAAGAAGGAGACCAAGGUUUUCAAGACACUGUCAGUGAUCAUGGGGGUCUUCGUGUGUUGUUGGUUACCUUUCUUUAUACUGAACUGUAUGGUUCCUUUCUGCAGCAGUGGGGAUGCCCAGGGCCCAAGGACUGGCUUCCCUUGCGUCAGUGAGACCACCUUUGACAUAUUCGUCUGGUUCGGCUGGGCCAACUCCUCUCUCAACCCCAUCAUCUAUGCCUUCAAUGCUGACUUCCGGAAGGUGUUCGCCCAGCUGCUGGGAUGCAACCACCUCUGCUUCCGGACCCCCGUGCAGACUGUGAACAUCAGCAAUGAACUCAUCUCCUACAAUCAAGACACCGUCUUCCAUAAGGAGAUCGCUGCUGCCUAUGUCCACAUGAUCCCGAAUGUGGUGUCCUCUGGAGACAGGGAGGUGGGGGAGGAGGAGGAGGAGGGGCCUUUUGAUCACAUGUCCCAAAUCUCUCCAACCACCCCAGAUGGUGAACCGGCUGCCCAAUCUGUCUGGGAGCUUAACUGUGAGGAGGAGGAGCUUUCCUUAGGCAAAAUCUCCCCUCUCACCCCCAACUGUUUCCAUAAAACUGCUUAG
Messenger RNA from Arvicola amphibius (Eurasian water vole), 1431 nucleotides. It is a transcript of the gene Drd5, whose product is annotated as dopamine receptor D5. The record is from RefSeq and is a predicted model, not a curated record. The coding region runs from base 1 to 1431 and encodes 476 amino acids. The transcript has a single exon. Gene Ontology annotation, biological process: adenylate cyclase-activating adrenergic receptor signaling pathway. Lineage: Eukaryota; Metazoa; Chordata; Mammalia; Rodentia; Cricetidae. Gene Ontology annotation, molecular function: G protein-coupled receptor activity; dopamine neurotransmitter receptor activity. Gene Ontology annotation, cellular component: plasma membrane.